UCUUCUUAUAGAUCUUUCUAGAGACUGUAAACGAUGAUGAUGAUGAUGAUGAACGUCUGCACGCAGUUUGGCCUCUGAAGCAGGACGGAGAGCAACAGCCUGUCUUAAUGCUAACGAGCACUUAAUGCUAACAACUUCUUUAUCAGUUCUCAUGAACAGAACAACAAACACAAGGAAAAGACGUCCGGAUCUCAAUCAUAUCACGUGUUUAAAGCCAAAGAUCAGAUCCACAAAAAAAUGGAGCAAAUAUCACUUUGAGAUAUUCUCAAUAAAACCUACGUACAUUAGCCGUUAGCUCCAGUGCUGCUAGCAUUACCAGCUCUCCUCCUGUCAGUUUAAAAAACAUGAGUUUGAGAUGAGCGACUAGAAACCAUUAAAGUUAUAAUAUAAUUUCCAGAUACAUUUUGAAUGCGAGCUCAUCUGUGUUUAUCAUCUAUGUAAACCAUUAGAGUGAGUUACCACAGCAGCCAAAGACCAGCUACAUGUCACUAAUAGUGUCCUCUGUAAAACUUCAUUUUGGGUUGGAGACUAGACAUUUUGACGGUGUUGACCAUUUAAUAUAAUAAUAAAAUAUGCUUUAAAAAAGCAUAAAUACAGCAAUAAUAAUAAUAAAGUAAAUUGGCCACUAUAGCGACUUGUUGGAACUGUAAAUGAAGCUCACUGUAUCCAACACGGUCCUUAUUUAUUUAUUUUGAGGAAUGUAAACUUCUGGUCCUUCAUGUCUAUAAACCCCUCAGCAUACUGUACGUACUACUGUACAAACACAACAGUGUAUGAAAUACAAGGCUGUGUAAUGUCAAGCCCUCAGUUGGGCUCAUCUUAUUGUGUUCGUUACAGAGUAAUCACGUACGGGAAGCAGGAAGGCGCAGAAUACCACAAACAUCUUUGCACCAAUAGAAAGAUCCCACAGAAGAAAAUGUUCCACUUGACUGGCCAAUCACAUUGAACACGUUGUCUUCAAAGGCAUCACAUCUUUGGGUAAAAUCAGUCUGUCUGUUAACUUUCGGUCAUCAUCACUCAUGGACGGGCUGCACACUUUUCUAGUCGCUCUCUUAGGAGUUGCAUCCUGCAGUCAUGAUUGGAUCUCUGGAUCAGUGACAGUCAGACCAGGAGACAACAUCACUCUCUACUGUGAUUGUAAACUAUCAACUGGAGUAUCCAUAGUGUGGUACAGGAACUGCUCUCAUGAGAACCACCCAUCCCUCGUCCUUAAAGUCAAAUCAUCAUACAAUCUGGACAGUGACACUAAAGAUCCUCUGAAAAGUCUUCCUCGUUUUCAAUUUGUGAGAAACUCUUCUUCUAAUUCUUAUGACCUGCUGAUCAUGAACAUCACUGAUUCUGAUGAGGGAAUCUACUACUGUGGAACUGAAGAGGGUAAAGUGGAGGAUAAAGAAUUCAUUGGCCUCAAAACUCUUUACAGAAACGGAAACGUCACAACAAGGAUCUCAGUCAGUCCAGACUGCAGCGAUUCUCCGCUCCAGACUCCAGAAUGUCUCUGUCCUCUGUGUUGGACUCUGCUGGUCUCUCUGUGUCCAGCUAUUGCUGUCCUCUCCUCCGUCCUCCCCUUCAUGUUGGUUUAUCACUUCGGUCAGAAAACAGACAAAGAAUCUCAAACUCUCCAGAAGAGACCAAACAUGAUGGGACAAACCAUAGAGGGCCAGGGUGAAGAUGCGUGUUUCACUCGAGUUGUGUUCCGGGCUGUGGAGAUUAAAAAAACACCAGUAGGCAGAAGAUGGACGACACGUUUGUUUCACUCAAGCAGGAACCGAACAGAAUGAAAUGAUUUGCAUUUCCUCUGGUUUGCUGUUGAUGGAGAGUUGUGUGGUUUUUUGUAUCGGACAGAUACAUAAACAUACAGUAUAUAUUUUCUUUAUUAAUCUGUUUAAUAUGUACUUUUCUAACUUUUCUAACUUUGUAUCCAUUUUUAUCCACAUGCUUAUAGCUAACUUGCUUUUAUUCUUGAUUUGUCAGCAAUUUAAGGCAAAGCAAGGCAAUUUUAUUUGUAUAGCGCUUUUCAUACAAAAGGCAGACUCAAAGUGCUUCACAUCAUAACAUUUCAUACA
Messenger RNA from Gasterosteus aculeatus aculeatus (three-spined stickleback), 2063 nucleotides. NCBI's taxonomy places the organism in Eukaryota, Metazoa, Chordata, Actinopteri, Perciformes, Gasterosteidae. The record is from RefSeq and is a predicted model, not a curated record.